AUGUGCCACCCUACCAUCCUUUGGUACGGGUGCGACCACCUCACCCUCACCCAGCUCAAAUGUCCUCUCGACGUCCUCAACAUGGAGCACACUUUUGACGAACUUACUCUCGCUUGCUCAGGCGACGCCUGCUGCCUCUGCGCCCUCCCCGCGAUCCGCAAUAUCCAAGAGCUCAGAAACAACUGGCUCUCUGGCUCGAAGGUUGCCAAGUUUUUCAAAAUUGAAGCUGACGAUGCAAACAUGGAGGAUUUCAUUACUCUGUUUUUCGAGAUGGGACAUCAUGUACAGUGCGAGGAGCAUGCUGCUUUGAGACUCGAUGGUGCUACUGCUUCUCGUUCUCCUCCUGCUUCUGAGUCGGGUACCCCUGCUCCAGAGCCUGCUGUUGAGCCUACCCAGGUUCCGUCGCCUCGUUCUCCUGUUGCAAAGCAGAGCAAGCGUAGUCGUCCUGCUUCUCAAAACAAACAACCUCAAAACACCCAGAAAAACAAAGCUUCGACUUCAAAUCAGUCUAAGACUACGACCACGGCUCAGUCUCAGUCUCAGGCUCAGGUCGCUCAGAAGCCUCCUACUUCUCAACCUACAUCCGCGAUCCAGCCCCAGCCCAUGGCUACGGCUCCAGUCCCAGCUCAGACUUACGCUCAAGCUCAGCGCCCUGUUCCCCCUCAGCCUACACCCGCGUUGCAACCCGUUCCCACGCCCCAAAGCUUUCCUCAACAGUCCUUCCCUACUCCUAUCUCUCCCCAGCUACUCAAAACCGAAGAAGACGCCUUCCUAGCCGAAACGUUUCUUCAGUGGAAACACGAGUUGGAUCUCGCCGGUGGCAACUUUACAGACGUCGAUUUCGAAGACAUCCAGGCUUACAUCGAGUUGGAGGAAAGUUUUGGUACCAAGCACGGAAACCAGGGGCCAAUCCAAGGUUUGACUAGCGCUGGUUUUGCUUUCGAUGCAGAGCUGCAACAAGUUUCGCAGCCUCCAAUUGUCCAGCACAAUGUCCGGGCUCAGGCUGGUCGCGUUCAGAAUCCUGCUCAUGCUCGUGUUGCUUUUGAUGCCGCCGUCCAGCAGCAGCAGCAGCAGCCGCGCCCUAUCCAGCGGCAGGCUCAAAGGCCUGUCAAUCCCAACUCCCACGCCCAGCAACCACAGCAAAACACCAUUCCUGUCCACCACGCUACUCAGAAUCCUCCCAGCGUGAACGUCAACGCCCAACUCCCACUGCAGAGAGUUCGGGUUCAGCAUGCUGCUGAUUCCAGCGUCCACACCCAUCCAGUUCAGCCUACUGCUCAGAAGCCCGUCAACGUGAGCACUCACGCUCAACUUCCACUUCAGGGCACCCCAGUCCAGCAUACUGUUGAUCCCAGUGGCCACGCCCACUCACAGCAUCCUAUUCAGAAACCUGCCUACGUGAAUGCCCACGCUCAGUGCCCACAGCAGCCGAACGCUCCAAUCCAAAACACCGCUCCCCAGCAAGUCCACAGUACUCCAGCUCACCCCGACCAAGCUACUCCCUACGACGGUACAAACUGGGGCGGCAAAGGCGUCUAUCUCCCUGACAAAAACGUCUACUUUGCCGGCGACAAGCCUCAUUCUCCGAAUCCCGAUGCUCAGCCUUGCACUCCUCUUCCUGAAUUGAACACUACUUUUGCUCUUUCCGAGAGCGAUUCCUUGGUUUUGAAGGAGCAUCUUGAUGAGCAGGCAUCGUUCUUGGAAUUUACGAACAUCGAUGAGCUCUGCAAUGAGUCUGGUGAUGCCAUGAUGCUGGAUGUGUCUGCGUCUUCGGAGCAGUACGCUGCGACCAUUCAGGGUAGCCAGGGACAAACCGUGCACCAGCCCAUCGAUCCUCGGUUGUUGAACCAAUACGGUAACCAGGUUGCCUACAAUUGUUCCCAGGCCAGCGGCUCGGGACGAAGCACUCCGUCUCACUUGAACAUGAACAUGGACACUCAACAACCUGUCGUGCAUCAGUUCGUUCAGCAACCCGCUCAAAUUGUAUUCCACCAAAACGACACUAAUGCCGUGGCUCAACUUUCUUCUGAAGAAACGCACCAAAUUGCCACCGCGACCAAGCCGAAGCGCAAGGGUCGUGGUAGACCCAGGAAAGCUCAAACGGCUUCUGUCAAAAUUGUUGACAACGGAAAUGGCACCACCAGCCCCAGCAACGGAAACUCGAGCACCGCCAGCACUACCAGUACCACUGCUACGUCUACUGCUACUACGAUCACCGCGGCCGCAGCUAAUGACCCAACUCAUGGCAUCUCCAAAGCCACCGCCGCUACCUCCCGCAUAACCAAACAAUCCACCACAACCCCUCCCUGCCUAUCCGCAACAGCAACCAGACCUCGCUCGCGCUCAAACAGCAACACCAGAACCAACACAGCCACAUCCACCACAAAAGGCAAAGGACGAGGCCGCACCACCAAGAAGAAAGAAAACAACGAGCCCAAAGGCACCCUGGUUACCAUUGAGAGACCUCCUGCCGAUAACACGGCUGAUCCGACGGAGGAUUAUAUACAGAGGUAUAGUAACCCGGUGGCGAUGUUGUCUCCUUGUUCGAAUUAA
This is a messenger RNA of Aspergillus glaucus CBS 516.65, 2553 nucleotides long. RefSeq lists its product as uncharacterized. The record is from RefSeq and is a predicted model, not a curated record. Lineage: Eukaryota; Fungi; Ascomycota; Eurotiomycetes; Eurotiales; Aspergillaceae. The coding region runs from base 1 to 2553 and encodes 850 amino acids. The transcript is spliced from 4 exons.